Molecule: messenger RNA, 941 nt
Organism: Drosophila grimshawi
Lineage: Eukaryota; Metazoa; Arthropoda; Insecta; Diptera; Drosophilidae
Exons: 3
Coding region: 17-853 (278 amino acids)
Source: RefSeq, a predicted model, not a curated record
CUAUUGAAGUGAAACAAUGAAAGCUAUCGUGUAUGUCUUUGUUACCAUUUUGGCCUGUGCAGCGGCCUAUGAGGUGGACCUCUUGACUGAGGAGCAGUGGAAUCGCCUUAUCGAAGAGAAUCCUGCGAAGCCAGAUGAAUAUGGACUGAUAUUGAAUUCGCAGGCCAAGAAAGCGGUGAAGAAUCUGGUGCAGCAGCUACCCUGCGGCUUUCCCGAAUACGGUAUUCCACCACUUGCACCCUACACCAAUGCCGAUUUGAAUAUUCAUCUGGCCCAGUCAUUUGUUGAUUCAUUGCUUCAGUUUUUGCGCUUCCGUUUUGAUGGCUUGGAGCUCAUGGAGAUUAAGAAGCUGAAGGUCAGCUAUACCUUCAACAAGAAGGUGCAGUUCCAUUUCAAGUUCAAAGAGCUGAAGGCCACCGCCCACGUCCUGAACACAGACACCUUGAUUGAUUUGCUCCGCGAGUUGGGUCUCGAGGUGCGCUAUGAGGGCACCGGUCCACUUGCCUUCUCGCUGGAGAAUCUGUCGAUUCAGGGCUCAUUCAAAUACAAGAUGCCCUUCAUAUUUGGCUCCAUUAAGAUUUACAAAUUCCAGUGUGUGGUUGCCCUUGGUGGUGUUACCUCCCACAUUGGCGGCAUCCUUGGCAACGGCAGGAUCAAUGAGAUGAUCAACGAUAUUGUUGAUUAUCAGGUGCCGGCCUUUGUGAAUGGUCGUCAAAAAGAGAUUAGCGAUAGAAUCGAGCAGUUCUUUGUGCCCUUGGUGAAUGAGAAACUCAAGGGGCACAAGAUUUGGUAUCUGCUCUCGCAGCUGGGCAACUCCAACAAGAAAUGCACGCCCAUACCUCCUCCUUGGUAAAUCAAAUCCUAAACAGUAACCAUUGUUGUUUUACAUAUUAAAACAUCUUACACAUUUAAAAAAUGGAAUAAAGCAAAAUUAGACAAAA